AUUUGAUAACUCAGUAACGUCGUCUACUCUCACACAGACUCGAUUAUGUGGCUGGAUGUUAGUAAGAGAUCCAUUUUGUCUGAAAAUUCGAAUUGACUUGACGGCAAUGCACGAUAGGCGACAAUCCAUAUGAAACAUUGCAAUACAAGAUUUUCGCGUGCUGGAAGCUCGGGACUUCUCGGAAUUAUAUAAUUCAACCAUAUAUAAUCAUCAUGAACGAUAACUUCACUCUUCAGUUGAACGAUUCUGCAGGAUCGACACUUAAUUCAAGUUCCACCGAAAAAGGAAGCAUUGUUGUGCAGCUCGUAAUUGGAAUUUUUCUCGGAGUUAAUAUCGUUGUUGGUGUCGCAGGAAAUUUAAUGGUUUUGGCAGCGGUAACGAAAGAAAAUAAACUGCAUUCAAGGGCGAAUUACCUCAUCGCAUCCCUUGCGGUCACUGAUCUACUUGUCUCGCUGAUGGUUCUACCUUAUGCUGCCGCAAUUACUUUUUUUGGGGGAAGUAAUGAUGUUUGGUGGGUGUCACACCAAGUGGCGUGUCGUCUAUUUAUAUUUCUUGACGUGACUUGUUGCACUGCCUCAAUUCUUCAUUUAUGCGUCAUAGCUUGGGUUAGAUACAAAAAAGUAUCCACGGUUCGAUUACGUUUGUAUCCACGUAACUUCGUUUCUGUUAUUCCGACAAUACUAUGCAUAUGGUUCGCUGCCAUACUUUUGUCCGUUACGCCAUUUUUUAUGUUUCCAUCGAAAAAACAAAGCAAUCAACAUGUGAAUAUUUCGUACCACAAGUUGGAAUCCAACUUCAGUCCUAAAAUUGAAGAAGAAAAUGAUGCUGAUGAAAGAUGUAUCGUAAAUGACAACAAGAUUUACAGAGUUGUUGCAACGACAGUUGCAUUCUACGCCCCUUUGACGGUCAUAAUAUUGAUUUACAUAAAGAUGGCAAGUAUUGCGUGGUCAACUUUGCGAGGAAAACGCUUCCAAGGAUACAAGGCAGUAGCAGGGCGUAACAGUUUGUCUUCCGCCGAAAUAUCCAACGUCUUGGACAGGAGCGAGCAUAGAAGUACGUGUUUCGUGGGAUGUCCAGCGCUAUCAAAACAUUACUUUACAUCAAAAUUUAGACAUUUAAUGAAGCCCAAACAUCAGCACAACUCACCUCCUGAAGACAGUAAUUGUAACUGCAGUUCUCCUGACCAGUUAAACAAUAAUCAAAACAGUUUCAAGUUCAACAAUAACGUUAUGAAUUCUGCGAGCCUGGGAAUAGGUCAAUGCGUAAAUAAUUAUUGGACAACUGAGAUAAAUUCGAAAAAUGGUGCGUCAUUGACAGCCAAAAUUUACGCGGGAGUUACACCAGGAAAAAACAACGAACAAGAUAUGAAUAUCCAAAAAGCUUUCACAACUACGAAUGAAAUCAAACCCCACCGUUCACAAACCGAAAAACCCAUUAAUAGCUGUAAAGAUAAUAACUCGCAUGAAGACGCAGAAGCAAGUGGAUAUAUCGAUUCAAGUUCGUCGCGGGUCGCCAAACCCAAUAGAAUCAGAAUGUCAUUCCAAAGUUCUUCAAAACCCAUUCAUGACAAUAACCAUACACCUAAUGACGGGAAUUCCCUUACUGUCCCUAUUGAUAACAUUGUGUUAUCGGAUAUAAGCUGCAGCAAUACAUUGUCAAAUAGUGAAGUGGUUGUAUAUCGUCGUAGUCAGAUUAUAACUCCAAUGUUGUCUCAAACACUGGUUCAAGAUGGUGAGACUCGAAUUCACAAAUCAGCUUCGAUCGAUCAGCAAGCUGGUUGUAAACCACGUUUGAUGGCUUUUUCGCAGCGGAUAUCAUCAAAAGUAAAUAUGAAAAGAGAAAGAAAGAUUAUCCGGACCCUCGGGAUUGUAAUCGGAGCUUUCGUCGUCUGUUGGCUUCCGUUUUUUGCCAAAGAAAUUAUUCUUCCUUUUUGUUCAAUAUGCUACCUUCCACCUGCAGCUGAAAUUUUUAUUAACUGGCUUGGAUAUUUUAAUUCAGUACUGAAUCCAAUAAUUUAUGCUCGUGCAAAUAAGGAUUUUAAUAGAGCUUUUAGGCGGCUUUUCUCUGGGAGAGAUUCUACAGAAGUACGAAGAGCCCUUUCUACAUCGAAUGCCGUAAAUUAAAAAAUAUUGCUGUACAAGUUAUAUGAGCAUUCGACAAACAGCAAAAGCGGAGUAAUACAACCAGAAUGGAUAUUCCACAAAAGGGACAAAAAAUCCACGCCGUUUAGUUUCGUACUUUCCUUUGUUUUGAAUAAGAAGUAAUACCAUACUUUCUCAGUGAAUAAAUUUGGUACGGAAAUUACAAGUGUCCCAAAAUUACAUGUAUUACAAAUUUUAAGCAAUGAGGAAUAAAAUAUAAAAUAC
This is a messenger RNA of Styela clava, 2366 nucleotides long. Lineage: Eukaryota; Metazoa; Chordata; Ascidiacea; Stolidobranchia; Styelidae. The record is from RefSeq and is a predicted model, not a curated record.